Molecule: messenger RNA, 348 nt
Organism: Penicillium roqueforti
Lineage: Eukaryota; Fungi; Ascomycota; Eurotiomycetes; Eurotiales; Aspergillaceae
Product: LYR motif-containing protein
Exons: 3
Coding region: 1-348 (115 amino acids)
Biological process (GO): mitochondrial respiratory chain complex III assembly
Source: RefSeq, a predicted model, not a curated record
AUGGCCACCUCCACUGCCGCUGCUGCUAAGGGUGUCUAUCGGCAACUUCUCCGGUCUACCCGGGUGGCCUUCCAUAACGAUCCCCCAAUUUUCAUCGCUGCGCGCCAGGAAGUUCGCAAGAAGUUUGAGGAGAACCGUCGGUCCGCUGUCGACACUGGAAUGCAAAUUAAGCACGGGAUUGAGGUUGCGGAUAUCCUGCGCCACAACAUCGUCCAGGGCUCGAGAGAGCAGGGAGAUGAAGCUGCUAAGUGGGAACUCAAUAUUCACGACCAGAUUGAACGCGGUGAUAACGACUCUGUCAAAAUCGGCGAUCAGAAUGUGAAAAUCCACAAGGCUUGCUCGUCAUGA